CACUCAUAAACUUAAAUAGCUUUUACACAUAAGGUUCUCUGUUUCCCCUGACCUCGCAUGGCUUUCCCUAAGCCUGCCAUUGCUACUCCUCUUCUCAUCAUACUCAUCAUCUCACUUCCUGCCCUCCAUCUCUGCCAAGCCGAUGAACAAAUCCCUAUAGGCGGCGGCUCCGACGACGACCAAGGACCAGCAGUCACUUACGGUGACGUCCAAUACGCCAAAAUGGAUUGUGGAGGGGCAUGCAAGGCGAGGUGCCGGCUGGCGUCGAGGCACAAGAUGUGCAUUAGGGCUUGUGGGACUUGCUGCUCGAGGUGCAACUGCGUGCCGCCGGGCACCUCUGGGAACAGGGACGUCUGCCCUUGUUACGCCCGUAUGACUACCCACGGCGGAAGGCUCAAGUGCCCUUAAAACGAAGGGCAACUCUGGAGAUGAUCAUCACUAGCUAUAUAUAUUGUGUGUUUGUGGGGUGUGAUGAUAAGUAUAAGAUUACGGGAUGUGAUGAUGUGUUGGUACUAUUGCUCUGUGUCUGGCUGACUCAUCAUCGAUUUAUAAUUGAAAUAAGGGAGAGGAGGGUUCAUCGUGAUGAACAAUAUAAUUAUAUC
Linum tenue is the source of this 602-nucleotide messenger RNA. The record is from the annotation of a GenBank genome assembly. Lineage: Eukaryota; Viridiplantae; Streptophyta; Magnoliopsida; Malpighiales; Linaceae.